Molecule: messenger RNA, 1041 nt
Organism: Penicilliopsis zonata CBS 506.65
Lineage: Eukaryota; Fungi; Ascomycota; Eurotiomycetes; Eurotiales; Aspergillaceae
Exons: 4
Coding region: 1-1041 (346 amino acids)
Biological process (GO): protein insertion into ER membrane
Cellular component (GO): TRC complex; cytosol
Molecular function (GO): protein binding
Source: RefSeq, a predicted model, not a curated record
AUGACCUCACGCAUUGAAAAAACUAUUGCUCGGCAGCAAGAAAAAAUUGCCUCCGGUGCGUAUUAUGAAGCUCAUCAGCAGCUUCGCGUCAUCGCCGCUCGAUAUAUCAAGCAGUCCAACUAUGAUUCCGCAGCAGAGAUCUUGACUGGCGGGGCUAUUGCUCUACUACGAGCAGGCUCCCAGCAAGGUGCAUCUGCUAGCGGUGGGGAUUUGGCAAUCAUGCUGGUAGUGGAAGUCUACAAUAAAGCAGAGUGGGAGAUUUCUGGAGGCGAUGAUGACACGAAUGGUCGGGCACGAAAGAAGCGCCUGAUAGAAGUAUUGCGCGAAUUCCCUCCGGAAGAACCCACUCGGAAACGAUUUAUUCAGGAAAUGAUUGGUUGGAGUCAACGAUUUGGUCCCCUAGAACGGGGAGAUCCAGAACUACACCAUGCGGCCGGCUCUGUCUACGCAGAAGAUAACGAGCCCUAUGAAGCCGAGAAGCAUCUUAUUCUUGGAACCUCUGAGUCCGCAGAGACCUUGGCUAAGUUGGAGUACGAGUGGUACACAAACGACGAGCCUCACACCGCAGCUAUAUAUGCCUCACGUGCAGUGUUCCCCUAUCUAUUAACGGGAAACAUCCGCAGCGCCAACAAAGCAUUCCUGAUAUUCACAUCGCGUCUGUCGUCGAACACCUCGCUCGCUGUCCAGGACGUGAGCAGCUCUAGUUCGGAUAUGCGGGUGUAUCCUUCGUUGCCACUUUUGAACUUCAUAAGCAUGUUGCUCCUAACCAUUCAACGGGCCAGCCCCAACCUGUUUAAACAACUCACCACCCAUUAUGCUUCGCACAUUCGAGAGGUUGGCAUCUGGGACGACGCGCUUGCCCAAAUUGGCGAGCAGUACUUUGGCAUCAAGAUUCCGAGGCAAGGUAAUCCGUUACUGGACAUGAUGAGCAACAUGCUCUUCGGUGGAAAUCAAGAUGCUCCUGAUGCAAGGAAGCCAUUGCGAGCCUUGGGUGGCUCUCGGAAGCCCGAAGCCCCCCCAACGAACAUGGAACUGGAUUAA